Mesorhabditis belari is the source of this 666-nucleotide messenger RNA. NCBI's taxonomy places the organism in Eukaryota, Metazoa, Nematoda, Chromadorea, Rhabditida, Rhabditidae. The record is from the annotation of a GenBank genome assembly.
AUGAAUCAUUCCACUUCACAAUCCGCAGAACCACCACCAAUUUACGAGGAAUCAACAAAAUUGAGUGUUGCCAGAUCGACAACACAACAUGAUAUUCAAGAAUUUACUCGAGUUGAUUCACCUCGCAGUGCUCUGAAUGCUUCGAAACCGUCGUCUUUGGAUAAAACAAAGAUCCUCGCCGUCCAAUGGGCUCAACGACGCGAGAGUAUGCAGAACAUUUACCGUUACAAGAACGUCUCGAAAAUGUUUGAUUCUCCGCGUAAUGUUCGUCACAUCGAACACUCGACUGAUAGCCCGAAUGCUCUUCGACCGGGCACCUCUCGUUUAGAGUUUCGAGAGAAUCUUUCCAGUUUCGCCCCACCAUCGCCUAUACCACAACAGGAAAUCUGUUUGCCGAGUGAUCCGAUUUUGCAGAUAACAACCGAAACCGCCUCAACCCAAUCGGUCUUCUCAUCCAGUUCUACAACCCUUUGUCUUGUGUAUCUCUUCGUUGUCGUACUGUUGCUGUUUAUGUUUAAAUCCUGUUCUGCUCUUGAGUUAUUCAUGCGUACUACAGCAGCUGCCCCACGAGAAGUUGCGUUGAUGAAAGCUCUAAUUGGAGAUGAUUCGGCGUCACGGAAUGUUCCCGGAAAAGUGAAAGUAUCGGCUCCUCAACUCCACGCAAAA